AUGAAAGAAACUCAAAAUAACAAUAAAGGUACUUCCACCAUCAUCCUAGAGGACAUUCCUGGUGGUGCCACCUCAUUUCUGGCUGCAUCUAAGUUCUGUUAUGGUGUUCAUAUUGAACCUACACCUACAAAUAUAGUUAUGGUGUAUCACGUGUCAGAUUAUCUUGAAAUGACUGAUGAAUAUGGAGAUGACAAAUUAUUCUCAAGAACAGUGACUUACUUCCAUAAAAUAUAUACUAACAACAGGAAGGAUUUCAUGGUUGCUCUUCAAAGUUGUGAAACCAUUGUAACAAAAAGUAGAGUCAUCGUCGCCACGAUGAGGAACAACACUAGUAUUUCUAGUGAAAUUGCAGUGAUCAUAAUGAGUUACGGACGGCGGCACGGUGUUGGUUUCAUUGAGAGUUCUCUCGCAGAAGUAACACAAUGUGUAAUACAAAGCAGUGUGAUCAAUGGCAACGACUGUGCAGAUGGUGGUGGUCCGUUUGUCGACUUCCAUUGCAGUUGUGAAGCCCAAUUACUUUGCAAACAAAUUUUUAGGGUUUAUCGUUUUGAAGCACCGCGAGUUGCAGAAGAUGACAAGAUAAUCAGAUUUUUGCUGGUGUUUAAAAGAAAUAUCUUCUAA
This is a messenger RNA of Lactuca saligna, 621 nucleotides long. The record is from the annotation of a GenBank genome assembly. NCBI's taxonomy places the organism in Eukaryota, Viridiplantae, Streptophyta, Magnoliopsida, Asterales, Asteraceae.